Molecule: messenger RNA, 240 nt
Organism: Acytostelium subglobosum LB1
Lineage: Eukaryota; Evosea; Eumycetozoa; Acytosteliales; Acytosteliaceae
Exons: 2
Coding region: 1-240 (79 amino acids)
Source: RefSeq, a predicted model, not a curated record
AUGGACUUUGACCAAGACAAUUGGGACCCGAGCCCUCGCGACACAGUGCCCAAGAUUGCCAAGGAAUAUGAGUAUGAUCAGUUAUUUGAAUGGGUCAAGAAUCCCGAAUCACUCAAUGUAACGGCCAUAAAGGAGAACUAUGAUGACAAGAGAAUGGCCAAGAUAGGACAGGCACUCAAACAUUUCUAUAUAGAGUCCAAUGAUGAGUUGUGCUACAAACCCAAAGGCAAGAAGAAGUAA